Molecule: messenger RNA, 222 nt
Organism: Macrosiphum euphorbiae (potato aphid)
Lineage: Eukaryota; Metazoa; Arthropoda; Insecta; Hemiptera; Aphididae
Source: the annotation of a GenBank genome assembly
AUGUAUUCGAUGUUGGGCUGGUGCAACGGCGGAUGCACCGCGAUGAUCGCGGCGUCCAGGGCCGCAGAUCGGGUCGACAUGGUGGUGUGCAGCUGCAACGCUUACGUCACGGCCAGAGACCUCGAAUUCUACGAGACGACACGCGACGUCCACGGCUGGCCCGACGCGAGACAUUUGCAAUUCGAAAUGUACGGCGAGCAGUACGUGUCGGCAGGCACGUAG